This is a messenger RNA of Pelobates fuscus (common spadefoot toad), 1787 nucleotides long. It is a transcript of the gene ATP6V0D2, whose product is annotated as ATPase H+ transporting V0 subunit d2. NCBI's taxonomy places the organism in Eukaryota, Metazoa, Chordata, Amphibia, Anura, Pelobatidae. The record is from RefSeq and is a predicted model, not a curated record. The transcript is spliced from 8 exons. The coding region runs from base 83 to 1135 and encodes 350 amino acids. Gene Ontology annotation, biological process: vacuolar transport; vacuolar acidification; proton transmembrane transport. Gene Ontology annotation, molecular function: proton-transporting ATPase activity, rotational mechanism. Gene Ontology annotation, cellular component: lysosomal membrane; vacuolar proton-transporting V-type ATPase complex; plasma membrane proton-transporting V-type ATPase complex.
CCAACCUCUAGCUCAGUGGAAAUCACAGCCUUCUGAAGUCAGUCUGCAGACAGGAGAGCCUUCAGCAAUUGUCAGUUGCACCAUGCCUACAUCUGAGUUUUAUUUCAAUGUGGAUAAUGGCUACCUGGAGGGGCUAGUCAGGGGAUUUAAAGGUGGAAUCCUCAAAUCAUCCGAUUACAUCAAUUUAGCGCAAUGUGAAACCCUUGAAGAUUUAAAGCUACAUUUACAAUCAACUGAUUAUGGAAGUUUCCUGUCCAAUGAAACAGGACAACUCACUGUAUCUACGAUUGAUGAAAAGUUGAAAGAAAAGUUGAUGACGGAGUUCCACUACUUUAGAAACCAUGCUUUCGAGCCACUUGCCACAUUUCUUAAUUUUAUUACAUACAGCUACAUGAUUGAUAACAUGAUUCUGUUGAUAACGGGGACCUUGCACCAAAGACCUAUUUCUGAACUGGUUCCUAAAUGCCACCCCCUGGGCAGCUUCGAGCAGAUGGAAGCUGUGAACAUUGCUCAGACGCCCGCAGAACUCUUCAAUGCUAUUUUGGUUGACACCCCUCUCGCGGCUUUUUUCCAAGAUUGUCUGUCUGAAAACGAUAUGGAUGAGAUGAAUAUUGAAAUUAUGCGCAACAAGUUGUUUAAGUCCUACCUUGAAGCAUUCUAUAACUUCUGUGACGCACAAGGAGGAACUACCAAAGAUAUAAUGUGUCCCAUCCUUGAGUUUGAAGCUGAUAGACGGGCAUUUAUUAUCACAAUCAAUUCCUUUGGAACUGAACUCAACAAGGAAGAAAGAGAGACAUUGUACCCCACCUGUGGAAGGUUGUACCCUGAAGGACUGAGGCUGCUUGCCAAUGCUGAUGACUAUGAUCAAGUGAAGAAUAUUGCAGAAUAUUAUGCGGAAUACAAAGCAUUGUUUGAAGGUGUCGGAAGUGGAGCCGGAGAAAAAACAUUGGAAGACAAGUUUUUUGAAAAUGAGGUACAAAUGAAUGUGCUGGCAUUUAACAACCAGUUCCACUUCGGUGUAUUCUAUGCGUACAUUAAGUUGAAGGAGCAAGAAUGCAGGAAUGUUGUAUGGAUCGCCGAAUGCAUUUCUCAAAGACACAGAACUAAAAUUAAUAAUUAUAUCCCCAUUCUGUAGAACUGCCUCUAUUUACCUCUUGGUUCUAAAUUGUCUCUACUUUGUAUCAUACAUUAAUUUGCCAUAUAUCAGAUUAUUAUUAAUUAUCAUGUUCAAACUUCAUCUUUCAAUUAAUAUUUUUUUCUGUUUUAUUUUUUUGGGGCUCUUUUGUUAUGCUGGGCACGCAAAGUCCAAUUGCUAUCAUUUGAACGUGUCCAAAUAGUUUUAAUCUGGAGAAUUUCAUUUAUUUAUGAAAAAUGACAAUUUCAGUUAAAACAAAUCAAAUACAAGAAUUCUAUAGGUGUUUGUAUUUAUGAAGCGCCAACAAAUUUUGCAGCUCUGUACAAUAGGUGGACUAACAGACAAGUAUUUGCACCAAAGACGAGUUGGACGCACAUGAAUAGAAGGUGUAGAAGGCCCUGCUCAAACGAGCUUACAUUCUAGAGAUAACUCAAUAUUCAUGUGUUCCGUAUGCGAUAAUACUCAACAUACUUACAAAUAAAUGUGUUCUAAAGAUCAGGUUAUGAUUUAUAAUUAGGUAUUAUAAUACCUAAUAUCAGAUCAUUAUUUAAUUAUAUUUAAUUAUUGCUUUGUCAUCUGCCGAUUGCUUUUAUAGCAAAAUUCCAAACAGCAAAUGGACAAUUAUGCUCCCCUAGAAUUAAUUUAUGGUGAU